AGCUUUGAAGGUUAUCCGUCUGGAUCUUUUGUUGACUUUGCAUGUGAUGCUGAUGGUACUCCUAUACUUGCUGUAAGCAGUCUAGCAGAGCACGCUAAGAAUUUGGCAACUAAUCCAAAAUGUUCAUUGCUCGUGGCAAAAGAACCUGAAGAUAGGGGAACUUUAGUGGUCACUGUUCAUGGUGAUGCUGUUCCUGUUUCUGAAGAAGAUAGACCUGCUGUUCGUGCUGCAUAUUUGUCCAAGCAUCCAAAUGCGUUUUGGGUUGACUUUGGUGACUUCCAAUUUGUGUACAUCAAACCGAAAGUGAUACGAUACGUGUCGGGGGUUGCAACAGCUUCUUUGGGUUCAGGAGAACUAAGUAGUGAAGAGUACAAGGCAGCACAAGUUGAUCCGAUAGUUCAAUUUGCAAAGCCUGUCAUGUCUCACAUGAAUAGGGAUCAUACUGAAGAUACAAAGAUGAUUGUGAGACACUGGACGUCCAUUCCGGUUGAUUCAGCCAUCAUGCUAGAUUUGGAUAGCCUUGGUUUUAACGUCAAGGCUAGUUAUCAGGGGAAUUCAUUUAAGCUUCGUGUACCUUUUCCAAGACGAGCAGAAAAUAGAAAGGAUGUCAAGACUCUUAUAGUUGAAAUGCUAGAAGCUGCCAAGCCUCAAGUUUAAUCACCUUGACAGGAAGAUGUUCUUGAUCUUCUCUUUGUAAUGCUUAAAUUGAACUGGCCACAACUUUUCUGGCUUGGCUUGCUCUUUGGCAUGCUAAAGCAUUAACAUUCCCUCUCACGAAGCAGUUUUAAGUUGUACAUGGUAUCUAUGAACGAACCCAUACAUGUAAACUCUGAUAAUGCUCACUUGUAAAUUCAUUUUAUUUUUUGUGAAUGAAAUGGCAGUAUUCUCUGGCAA
Molecule: messenger RNA, 894 nt
Organism: Cucurbita pepo subsp. pepo (vegetable marrow)
Lineage: Eukaryota; Viridiplantae; Streptophyta; Magnoliopsida; Cucurbitales; Cucurbitaceae
Source: RefSeq, a predicted model, not a curated record